AAAGUCCAAAGCCGCACGGAUCCGUCUUCGGUCUGCAAGCUCACCACUCCAAACGCCGCCUCCGCCAUGGCGCCGCGCCGCCCUCGCCCGCUCCUCCCCCUCCUCCUCCUCCUCGCCGCCGUGCUCUCCCUUUCCCUCUCGCUCGCCGCCGCCGCCUUCCAGUCCGACGAGCUCCUCCUCCACGACGACGACGAGUUUGAGGGCGCGGGCGCCCGCCCCGUUACCCCCACCCCCACGCCCACGACCACCGCGUCGGUCUCCUCCCCGCGCCGCCGGCCCGGGGACGCGGCGGCGUCCGGGCACGCCGAGUCCACCGCCGUGCAGUUCGCCCUCGAGCACGACCUCGGCGCCGGGUUCGUCCCCGCGGGGUCCUUCUCCGCCCGCCUCAAGUCCUCCGCGCACGGAUCCCAGACUCUCACUAAACUUCGGUUCACAAGAAACGAGUUGACUGGUGAUGAAAAGGAAGCAUUUAAAAAAUUGCUGAAUGAAGAUGGUUUUUAUUCAAUUAGGCUGUUGUCUAAUGUGUUGGACCCUUCAAGAAAGGACUAUGUUGUUUCCUCAAUCAAAGCUAGGUGCAUUCCACGUGAAAGUUUGGAUGAACAUAUUGUUAUCCACAUGGAUGGUGUAAAUAUUUUAGCAGUUAAUUAUGGUUCUGUUGGUGGGUGCCAAUACCCUCGUCCGGUGAAAAUGCCAUCAAAGUGGAUAUUCAAUUCAUACACUGUUCUGAAGACUUCUGAACAAGCACCAAGAACUCCAUCAUUUGUAGAUCAGUUACUAGAAGCCGAAAAUGGUCUCGGUGAAGUGGUGAAACCCCCUGAGAAGUCUUUCUGGGCUAAAUAUUGGAUGUACAUCAUUCCUCUUGGUCUCAUUGUAAUGAAUGCGGUCACGGCAGCAGCAAACAUGCCGGAGGAGCAAGCUGGAGGGCAGGGCCAACCUGGAGCACAGAGGGCACCGAAUGCUGCUCCAAGGAGGAGAUGAUAGCUGCACUGCCUAUUUGGUUUCUAUCAAGCUUGUAUUACUAUAUACAGUUAUAUCAUAGCAGUACUUGGUAUAUGCUUAGAUCCAAGAGCGAUUUGCUGGCUGGUUUUACUGUUCGCCAUAACUGUUAGCAUCCAGUUUACAGAGCACGUCGCAAUGCACAAUGCAAAAGCUCUUGUCAGCUGUGCAUUGUAGCUUUCACAGUUCCUGAGAAUUUAGUGAAUUCUUAGCUUUCAGUUCCCAGUAACUUAUUCUUGUUCUCUAUUUCUCCAUACUUGUGUUUUACCGGAAAUUUAUUGUCUGAUUUCAUACUCGUGAUCAUGCUACAAAUCUUUAACUAGUAACGGAAAUAUACAAUUUUCCAGUGAAG
Messenger RNA from Oryza brachyantha (malo sina), 1348 nucleotides. Its product is annotated as ER membrane protein complex subunit 10. The record is from RefSeq and is a predicted model, not a curated record. Bases 67 to 978 code for a protein of 303 amino acids. The transcript has 8 exons. Lineage: Eukaryota; Viridiplantae; Streptophyta; Magnoliopsida; Poales; Poaceae.